AUGCCUUUCAUGCCCCAGCAGGUCGACUACACUCGGAGCGGAUGGAAAUAUAAUUUAGCUACGAACUCAGCCGUGACCUCUCCAGCUCCGCCCACGUUCCAGCACAUGGGCACUCUCGAUGGGCUAAUCAUUUUUCUGUCUAAUAUGCAAAAAGACUUGCACGAGCUAAAGGCCAAAAUGGCAGUCAUAGAGGCAAAGUUGGAAUCCGCCCUGAAGAACCUUUCUACAGCACCACUAUCCAUGCCGCCAGCCCAGACGGAGUGCCCUGUUCCGUCGCCCAUGAAGAGCAUGGAAGAAUUUGAUGCCUUCGAGGAGCGCCUCCUAGAUACAAAUUACUGGCAGCAGGCGGUUGCCUUCCUGCGUACGCGGGGAGGGUGGAGGGCGCGAGACUUCAAGGGGCUCAUGAAACCCCUAUUCAACGGCCGUUAUGGGCGGCAGAAUUUCCAGCCUACAAGAGCUUAG
Dibothriocephalus latus is the source of this 462-nucleotide messenger RNA. Lineage: Eukaryota; Metazoa; Platyhelminthes; Cestoda; Diphyllobothriidea; Diphyllobothriidae. The record is from the annotation of a GenBank genome assembly.